GAAAAGACUCCAACAGGUGAAUGGUAUGAUCAGAGGGGUCACACGGCGAUUUUUCAUUCGUGUAUCUUAUGACGGUACAAAAUACAGAGGGGUGUCUUUGAAUCAAAAUGUGAAAACAGUAGAGUCAGCGAUGUCUAAAUUUCUUGUGCAACUAUAUGGGAAUAAUUUUAAUCUAAAACCAACAAGCCGCACUGAUGCAGGUGUUCAUGGAGUAUCCAAUAUCAUGAAAUUAAUUGUCUAUGAUAAAAAAGCUGUUAUAGAUGUCAAACAACUGGCAUACUCUUUGAAUUAUCAUUUACAAAAACAUGAUGAAGAAAUCAGUGUACAAAACAUACAGGAAAUACCAUUCUACAGAUAUGGUGGAGAGUUUAUAAAACAACGGGUAUAUGUGUAUCGUCUGGCUGUUUUUAAGGAAUUACAGGUUCCAGUCUCGCAGGGAAACACAAUAGACAGUAUAAAAUGUAGUGCUCUCCCAAGGCAGGGGACGGGAGUUAUAUUUCACAACAAAACAUGCACAACAUUAAGUCCUCCAUUCUGUGUUGAUAAAUUGAUUGAAAGUGCAGAAAUACUGUCUGGUGUUAACAACAUUUACAACUGUACACCGGGGAUGGGACACAGAGAAAUGGAGAAGAAAACACAUGGCAAUAAAUCGUACAUAAGAGACGUCCAGAUAGAGGUGGGACGUGGACACCCUAUGCUGCUUGGACUCCAUCCUCAGUUAGCACAGCAACUGGAAUUCUGGGAAAUUCAGUUUAAGUCCCAUUCCUAUAUUUAUAAACAGAUUCGUCGCAUGGUGGGACUUAUGGUUGGGUAUGCACAAGGAGAAUACAGCCUAGAGCUUCUGAGGAGGAUUAUGUCUGGCCAGAUACUAUCAUCAGAAGAUAACACAGCGUUUUAUAGAGCAGCAGACACCCACACAAUGAUGCCUCAGGGACUAUUCCUACAGGACAUUGAAUGUGAUGAUGAAAGGAUGCUAGAAGAAUGUUCUGUGGACAAUCCAUAUAUCCAGCUUUUAGCCAAUAUAAGUAUUCUCAAGGACAUUUUGUUUGAAUGCAGUUCUAAUGAUAACCCUUCUACACUUCAAGAAUUGUCAAAAAUCUCCCAGUUAAAGUCAGAAGUACAGGAAUACGAUAAAGAAUCAUUGAAGCAGAGCCAUCUGUGUAAAAGAAGGAACUUUACCAGUGGUGUUUUGAUUCAGACAAAACUGGGUGUAGUCAAAGCACAUAUUAGUGGAGUACCCUGUAAAGUCUAAGGCAUUGUCUGAGGAGGCAGUAGGUUUGAACAUUGUAACUGGUGAUGACCAGGUAAGUGCUGAAACGAUUGAUGAGCCAGGGGAAGCGGAUAGUGUAGCAUCUGAUGAGCCAGAUGCUAGUGGAAUGGUGGAUGAUAUUGAUGAAG
Molecule: messenger RNA, 1398 nt
Organism: Saccostrea echinata
Lineage: Eukaryota; Metazoa; Mollusca; Bivalvia; Ostreida; Ostreidae
Product: tRNA pseudouridine synthase-like 1
Exons: 9
Coding region: 26-1252 (408 amino acids)
Biological process (GO): tRNA pseudouridine synthesis
Molecular function (GO): RNA binding; pseudouridine synthase activity
Source: RefSeq, a predicted model, not a curated record